Messenger RNA from Porites evermanni, 3739 nucleotides. The record is from the annotation of a GenBank genome assembly. Lineage: Eukaryota; Metazoa; Cnidaria; Anthozoa; Scleractinia; Poritidae.
AUGAGAAAGAAAGAAGAAGAAAUGAAGACGUGGAUGCGUAAGCCGAAGAAGGCCUUAGAUAUUUACCGCCUUGCAAUUUCCACCAUUUUUAUUUUCAUCCCGGUCCUGCUGGUUGCACUUUACUCCAUCAUCCUAAUCAAACUUAAAAAGCAAGCCCAUCCAGGUGAACAGUCAGCCAACGCCGAGGAACAGAGGACAAGAAGAAACAGAAACGUGCUUAAGAUGGCCAUCGCUAUUGUGUUGGCUUUUUUUCACUGGACCCCCUACGUCAUUAACGAGUUGAUAUCUCUUUGUUUGCUUACGGUUAUUACAUAUUCCUGUAAUUCAUAUAGAUACGCUUAUCUCAACUCUAUUCUUAUCUCCGCAUUUUGUGUGAUCAACCAAAUCACUCACUUCUUUUUUAGCAGCAAUCACCGCAGAGCUCUUAAGGGAUUUCUGACUUAGUCUAGAACUGGGCAAGUUUAACUGUGAACAUUAGACGUAUAACUGCGAGUGGACCGUUUUUUUAUUGCAAUAAAAGCCUAAAAGCGAAGCGGCUGUCUGUAUACAAAGGUCCCGUCCACACAAAUCCGGAUACUUUCGAAACCGCGUACUUUUUUUUUCUGCAAAACAGCCUUCCGUCCACACGAAACCAGUGAACCGCAUAUUUUGAAACUGCUUUCCGGAGUGGAUUUUUUUUUUGGAUCCGACGGAUUUGGUUAUUUCGUGUGGACGACUGACAAUGGGUAUUUUGAUGUCAAUUACGUCAUAAAUGCGAGUUCAGUCUCAAAUGAAAACUCUCGAAUUCAAAAUGGUGGACAUUACAUCGACUCUACAAUGUUCUGUUUGCAACUUUGCUUGCUCUUAUCGCCAUUCUUAUCGCAUGCGUUCCGCUAAUUUGACGACAACAAUUAGCCAUUUCAAAAGAUUGAAGACUCAAUCUCAUUCUGAUUAUGAAAUCUUUAAGUUCGAGACGAAGGCCGGAACCUCGUCAAAGUCAAUUUUAGGUUCGUCUGAAGAGAACAAGUGCCUGAUGAGACAAAGUGUAGGCAGGAAUGGCCAUUGUGCGCGACAAAGCUACAACAACAUUCAGAAAUGUCGUGAAAUCACAUCGCAGGCUCUGUUUGCUCAUACUUACUAACUAGUAAUCAGAAAAUGAAUGUAAACCGCCAGUAGCGUAUUCUUCUGGAUGGGUGAAUCAUCCACUCAGCGGCGGAUAUACUACACUGAAGUCAGGAGACGCAAUUAUCAAAAAUGCGAGUCCAGCAUACACGGAUUCAUGUGGACGUGGCGUCAUAGUAAACGGUGCAGUUGUAAUAAACUUAAAGCUAUUGCAAUACUCGACGUUAAAAUAAAACUUCAAGACAAUAUUCCUGAUCAAUGGCUUUUACCAAUUGUAAAGUCCACCUCCGAUGAAUUAAGGAAUGGGGCACUGCAAAUUUGGAGGGGGGUGGUCUGUUUUAGUAGGGAUUUUAACUUUCGCAUUUAUAUUUUAAAUUCAAUAUCAACUCCCCAUAAGCAUUCAUUUUUCAUUAUUACUAAUGUGUUAUCUGUGUCACGUGACUUGCCACACCCAUUUUUGACUAUUCAUUUCAAUCCAAAUUUACACCACUUUAUAAAUAACACUUGAAAUUUAAUUCACUUUUUGUCGAUGACUAUUGACACAAAGUUUAUGGAAUAAAUAGGGGUUUUCUUAAAUUAUCUACGUUUUGUAAACUAUAACGUUUCUUGUUAAGAGCGAGACUGGGACGAGAGAAAAUAUCUAAUAAUUACGAAGGAAUGGAUGAUUUCACAUAUCCCCGAUUAAUUUAGCUUAUUUGACUGUAAAUGAAAUAUUAUGGAAGGAAAAACGAUUGUGGUCACAUUCAGUAAACUGGUGUUAUCUGCAAAGUCCGAAUUUUGCAUGAUUAUGGGCGUGGCUGGUCACGNCUGGGACGAGAGAAAAUAUCUAAUAAUUACGAAGGAAUGGAUGAUUUCACAUAUCCCCGAUUAAUUUAGCUUAUUUGACUGUAAAUGAAAUAUUAUGGAAGGAAAAACGAUUGUGGUCACAUUCAGUAAACUGGUGUUAUCUGCAAAGUCCGAAUUUUGCAUGAUUAUGGGCGUGGCUGGUCACGUGAUUUGAGAAAAAAAAAGAAGUGUUUAAGGUCCAAAGUGGCUCUGGUCUUAAACACAGCAGUCUAAGAUUAACUUGAAGGAAGAUACUGGAAAAAACAAGAUCGAGUCAUAAAACCCCACAUGUAACGAGGAUCCAUGCCUUAAAAGGACUGUGACGUGACUGUCACAAGACUAAUCUUUCCGAAUUUAAACAAAAAUGGAAAGUUGAUGAAGAUUCCAUAAAUAUCCGAUUGGACAGGUGGCCGGAAAUCCUUGCCGUGGGAGUCCUAACACCGAAAGAACGGUGACCUGAACUUCAGCUAGCCCGCGAAAGCAUCCGUUUCUUCUCGCUCUUCGCCGCUUGGGACGCUUCGCGAAACGUCCUCAGCGGCGAAGAGCAAGGAGAAACGGGUGCUUUCGCCGGCUAAACUUAUUAAUAAGCGAGAGCAGCGAUAAAGGAGACCAGUCCGUUAAUCGAGCGGCCUAUAAUUAGCGCGAGAGUGAAUAAACACGGGGAUAAUGCGAAAUGGUUUUGAAAUACUCGUUUUAAGCUACUCUUCCUCAAAUGUAUCUUUGAAUUCAUGAUAAAUACAGCUCUACAAGGUUCGAACAGUGUGAAUGGCAGAGAAAAAUACUUCAAAACUGUUGAUUUUGGUGUAGUGGUCGCAUGGCCCAGUGGUCAGAGGCCGCACUUUUUGACUGGAGGAACUGUUGGGGUGCAGGUUCAAAUCCUAGGGUGGCUACUUCCAUUCCUUUUUUUUUCAUCGUAUUUUUACCCUUUGGCUUUCUCACUACUGACCAUGUUAGCUUCGCGAGAUUUUUGCGAAAACAUAUUUCUAGUUUAAUUUGCUAUUUGAAUUGCUAUUGACAAUAUAUAUUGCUAAAAGGUUUCAUAAAAGUAAGCGUCACUACAGACUAAAGCAACGUUUUUGAUGUCACAGUAUUAAACUCAGCGACAGUUGAGUGGUAUCAUUUUCAGUAACUUUUAAACAAAGCAGUAACGAAGUCGACUGUAGAAGGAGCAGAUGACUUGUCCAGGUGCCCCAUUCAAACGUAUGACUUAACAUGUUUAAUUAAACCAUAUGAAAAACGGACGCGAAAAACAGGAACACAGGUUUUUAAUUACACAGGAUGCAGUAAUAAAAUUCAACCCGUUUUGUAAUUUGCAAUAAAGUUGCCAUCAACCUAAAGUUCUUUUAUGUAGGCAAGAAAAAAUUAUACCGUCUUUGACUAAACAGCUUUUAAUUCAUAUGUUUAAGCUUUGGUGUGAAUGGGGCAUAGGCCGAUCAGCUGGGUGAAAACUUUCGAAAAUAAAAUCGAUAAAACAGUUCAAUUCAGCUUUAUCCGCUAAGCAGUCUUUCCUUUAACUUUUUUAUGAGAGAAAAAAAAAAAGAACACAAAGAAACCUUACUUUAAACAAGGGUCUUUUACAAAUGCAUAGGAUAGCUGUAUCGUUAUAGAAAGUUGGCAGUUUAUACAACUGACUUUAUACCAUUUGCGUCAUUAACAAAUAUAGGCAAAAGUUAAAUGUUUAUUUAACAAUUAGUUCAUGCGUCAGCGUGAGUAUAUCAAGAUAUCAGGCAAACGGGAAAUUUGGGGCGUGAGCGGUUGCUCUGGUCGAAGACGGAAUGGUAAAGUUGUAUCGUUAUAUCAAGUUAAGCACUAG